Molecule: messenger RNA, 420 nt
Organism: Dichomitus squalens LYAD-421 SS1
Lineage: Eukaryota; Fungi; Basidiomycota; Agaricomycetes; Polyporales; Polyporaceae
Product: HIT-like protein
Exons: 4
Coding region: 1-420 (139 amino acids)
Biological process (GO): nucleotide metabolic process
Molecular function (GO): catalytic activity
Source: RefSeq, a predicted model, not a curated record
AUGGUCAGGUCGUUGGCGACUUGCAUCUUCUGCAAGAUCAUCAAAGGGGAGAUCCCCAGCUAUAAACUCGUCGAGACGGAGAAAGUCUUCUCCUUCCUCGACAUCGGACCUCUCGCCAAGGGCCACGCCUUGAUCAUUCCAAAGUACCAUGCCGAGAAGUUCCACGAGGUCCCUGAUGAGUACCUCGGGGACGUGCUUCCUGCGGCGAAGAAGAUCGCCCUCGCACUCGGAGCCGAGAACUACAACCUCCUCCAGAACAAUGGUCGCAUCGCCCACCAGGAAGUUGACCACGUACACUUCCACGUCAUCCCCAAGCCCGCUCCGGGCGACGCCGAGGGUCUCGUCAUCGGCUGGCCCUCCCAGAAGCCGUCGAUGGAUGAAUUGAAGGCGCUUCAUGCAGAGCUCAUCACGAAGCUGUAA